AGGCCUGCACGCGGUCAACGGCUGGGUACGUCAAGGACUUGUCGAAGCUCGGCCGCGACCUGCGAGACGUGAUCAUCGUGGACAACUCGCCCGUCUGCUACGCCCUCCAGCCAGAAAACGCGAUCCCCAUCAAGACUUGGAGGGGCGACGAGGCGGACCGUGCACUGUUCGACUUGAUCCCCAUCUUGCAUGCCCUCGCGAACGUGGACAGCAUCCCAGACAUCCUUCGGACGUUUAUGGAGGGCGAGGUGAAUGACGAGGAGACGGCACACCGAGAGGAACACGCUGGCCGACAGGAGGAUUUGUUGCCCGUCGGCAGGGAGUACAAGAGGACCAUCCUGUGACGUUAUUGUUGUUGUUCGCCUUUCAGUCGCGUUCCAUGCCACGUGCAUCAUCACUAUCUCUCCCUCUCUCCCUCUGUAUCACCAAUUGCUUUCUCCUGCUCCUCGAGCCGACUGUCGGCACCGCGCUCUGUCGACUAUCUGACAGUCCGCAGCCCGUGCACGCCAACUCGGA
Prorocentrum cordatum is the source of this 516-nucleotide messenger RNA. The record is from the annotation of a GenBank genome assembly. Lineage: Eukaryota; Dinophyceae; Prorocentrales; Prorocentraceae.